Molecule: messenger RNA, 909 nt
Organism: Coniosporium apollinis CBS 100218
Lineage: Eukaryota; Fungi; Ascomycota; Dothideomycetes
Exons: 1
Coding region: 1-909 (302 amino acids)
Source: RefSeq, a predicted model, not a curated record
AUGGCUCUUCUUCUCGCAAUUGUUCUCAGUUCUCUCGUCCCCUUAGCGUCUGCUAUACCGACAUGUAACGCGGACAAUGUUUACAGAGCCAUAGUGCGCUACUCGACAGAAGCGGAAUUCUUCUGCUCAGAUUUCCUGGCCCAAACACGUUAUUCAGGGACCCUAGAUUCCGUAGUCACCAUUCCGACCACAGUAACGGUCACCAACCCCAGAUCAACGGAUCCCGUAUCCGUCUUCCUCAUAUCCUACACCUCCAGCGUGUUCAUAUCGACCUCCUUCGCGCCUCAACCAACUCGCACCGCCAACCCGACAGCCUUCACGCGGCCCCUCCCCAUCUACGUCCAGCAAUACCCUCCCUCGCGCGUCAGCAGCGCCUGCUCCUGCAUCGCCAGCCCUAUCCCAACGUACACCAUAACGCGCGACUGCGACCCCAGCACGACCUCGACUGUCUCCACCACCAUCACUUGGACCACAGGCAGACCCGCCAGGACAACUGUGACCUACGCCUGGACAGAAACAACCCUCGUCUACGCCUCAACCAGGGCGCCCUUCCCAACCGCCUGCCCCGCCGCCGACGGCGUACCUUACAUCGGCAGCGACGCCUCUCUCUGGGACCGGAACUGCGACGCCUAUUUCGCCGCCGUCCGGAUUCCGCUUCUGCGCACGACGACGGCGCGCGACUUCACGGCCUGCAUCGAGGCGUGUGUUGCGUACAAUAAGAAUCUCGGGUACAACCAGUGCCAGGGGGUGCUGUAUCUUCCGCAGUCGGGGAAUCAGUGCCAGCUCGGGAAUAGCGUCACGCCUGGAGGUGGGAAUGGGGGGCAGGUUGCGGUGCUCAGGUUUUAUGAACCGAGUAAACCGACGCCGAAUUAUUGCGCUACAGUUACGGGGGCGAUUGGGGGACAUUGA